UGGAUUCAUCCUCAGUCAAAACAAAUAUAUAAGUGCCAUUUGGCAUAAACUGUGUAUCAGUUUUUCUGAGGUUGGAUCACUGCUAUUGACUAUUACGUAUGUAUGCAUGUUGUGCACACCUAUUUUCACAUCCUAAGGUUAAAACUUCAAAGGUGAAGUUUCCUUUGCCGAUUUGCAUGUGAUCACAAAAUAUAAAAAAAUUAGUCUGUAACAACGUUCUUACAUAUCGUGUGUAGUUGACCAUAUUUUAAAUGCUCUUUUAUACCUGCUUCAUUAAACCUGUAAAACAACCAUGUGACACGGCUAUUUUCCAUACAAACUCCUAAAUCAAGAAAGCUUUCAUUUUUUAUAUUCCCUUAUAAUUAAUACUUGAAAUUUUACAGGUACAUGGAUGGAUGAUGAUAUCUGCUUGUUGUUUGUAGUUUCUAUAGACCACAAGAAUCAAGUGGGAGUAGUGUGUCGCAGUGAACUCUUUGAACUACUGCUUCUUGAGAUGUGGCAGUACUCGCUUCUUCCAAAAUUUUAAAUUUAAUUUAUAAAAUGGAAUUAUUUCUGCUUAUCUUAAUUUUUACAAGUUUCAAUAUAUGUGCAUCACACAAAAUAGUCAUGGACAACGCAGAGGAACGUGGGAUUCAAUUCAACAUGGGAAUUCCUGUGCCCAAGGUGCCAGUGCCAGAUGCAAGCUACACACUUACUCACACACUAGACUACUGGCCCUACAAAAAGUUUUACACUGUCAACUUAUCCACCGUGCUAAAAAAAGGAUACAAAGUAUUUUGGUAUUUUUGCGAGCUUGUCGGUCUGGGACUCCGUCUUGCAUUACAAUUAUUCGAUAUUUUUGAAAUGAGGAAGUCUUUCGAAGCGUUGGGCCAUGGUGGGCCUGGGUGGGGCAAGGAAACAGACGUUGACGAUUGGAGACACCUUCAUCGCCUCUAAACAGAUCCCCAAUAUGAGAAUAGUAUCAUAUUUAAAAUAUUAAUACGGUAUUUAUUUUUCUGUUAUGCAUUUCAUAUUGUUUUUAAGUCUGAAUAAAAUUACGGGAAUUAUUAUUUUUAGAUUUUUUAAAUAUUUUGGGAGCAAAUCAUUUAAUUGUGGAUGAAAAGUUUAAAAUAAUUUUGCCCUUGUUGAAAGUCAGAAUAAGCACAUGCGAUAGGUGAUUAGUGACCUCUGAGAGUUAAUUAAGACACACGAUGGCAGGAUAAUUUGAUAAAAGGCAGACACAGAAGAUGUGAAAAAAAUUUAAAUUAUUAUCGAUCAGGGAUCGAAUUGCUAAGUGGACAGCUUGCUUUAUUUAUUGCCAGUCUUCAACACGCAUCUUACUCGACUCGCACGCCAUAUAAAGGUCUGGGUGAAGUGAAAUCGAAAUCGACAAGGAAAGAAUUCCAAACAUUACAUUCACUCUAAAUUGUUACUGAUAAUUUUAUGAGACAAUAGUAAGAAUGCAGAAUUUGAUCAUCGUGGUAUGUGUGUAUGGUAAACUAUGCAUGUACAGGUACGUACGUAUACUUUCAGUCUCAUCCUAUGUAUAAUUUGUAUGUAUGAAUAGAUGCAUAUGAAAGUUCCAAUUAAUGUCCAAGUUCCUUUACCACCACGAUAAAUAAAUUAUGUGCACUCUCGAUUCACAUCAAAUUAUUCAGUUCCGUUCCCUGACCGAUUUAUGACGAAGUCAACCCUAGGCAUUAUUCGUGAAAGGGAAUCGAAACUUUGUAUAAUUAUUUGCAUGCACAAUCCUCUUGGGGACGGAAACUUCGUCAAAAGUGAAAACAGAGGACCUGGCUGAUUGGAAUGAAAUGUUUGCUAGUUCAGUUCGAGCAUUUGGAAUGCUUGCAUUACUUUAUGGUUAUUAAAAUAUAUUGCUAAAAAAUGGCAGAGUAAGCUAAGAAUAAGAGAACUAAUUUUCCAUAAAUUUACAAUGAAAUAGAACGCUAGAGGAAAUAUAAAUAAUGAAAGUAAUAAUUGUACUGCUGCUUACGGUGGUGCCACUAAAAAUAAAAUUGUGCAGUUGUGCAUCUCGAUCGCCGGUGAUUUCCAGUGUUAGCAACGGAACUUUUGUAGAUUCGCAUUCUUGGGCAAGGACUUCGUUUUCAGGCCUCAAUACAGAAUUAAGUCCUGGGCGUUAUAUCACUAAAAAGAGUGGAAUAACCCGCUUGAGACCACCACUACGACUACUCAGACAACGUGGAAAGAUAAGUGGAAUGGUAAGAAAGUCUGGAGCGGCCAAGAACAUGGUACAUUUUUAUAUCUAUCCAAACUUCAGAAAUCCACUGUAUCACGAGGAAAUAGUCGUGGGAAAUAACGCCAGCUUGUCCAGCUACAGGGCUGAUUUUAACCCAAUAAUUUUAAUUCAGGAUUACAUGCAAAACUUUUCCAUUGUUUAUCCACACAGAACGAAAGACGCGUAUUUAAACCAAAAGUUCAACUCGAACGUAAUUAUCGUGGAUUGGAAGGGGCUAGCUUCUCCUAAAUUCGGAUUAAUCAAUAAUAUUGCCACAAGAUACCCAAGAAUCUCAAGAAAAGUGUCAAGAAUCGCAAGACAAAUUACUGAUCUUCUCCUCUACUUGUCAACGCAAAAUCUCCUUCACGAUCCCAUGUCCGUGCAUAUUGUCGGCUUUGGGCUGGGGGCGCAAGUUGCUGGGGUCGUUGGGAACAACUUUAAGCGAGCAACAGGAGGACUGCUUGGUCGUAUAACGGGGCUUGACCCUUCCGGCCUGCAAUACCACUAUACAGCAAUGUCUGAAAAGCUGGAUAAAACGGAUGCAGAUUUCGUCGACGUUUAUCAUACAACCACGGCUCCCUUUGGAUUUGGAACUUCUAUUGGAACCGUGGAUUUUUACCCCAAUGGAGGAGGUCCGAGUCAGCCAGGCUGUAAAUCUGCAGUACUGGAUAUGAUGAAGGACAUUCCAGGGAUGGAGGGUUCGUGUGCCCACAACCGAGCAUGGCAGUAUUUCACUGACUCCAUUUACAAUAAAAAACUUUUUGCCUGUCAGUCUACUUCUUAUUUAAUGUACAAGAUGAAGUCUUUUUGCUCCAAACCCGUGGUAUUUGGACAACAUAUUUCCAAACGAGCGAGAGGAGACUAUUUUCUAGAAGUUGUGCAUAAAGACUAACGCAAUUACGCUACGCAAGUGGAGUAUAAUUUAUUAUAAUUAUUGCUGUAAUUGACCUGUUACGUGAGGCGAGAUAUGAAAAUUAAAUGCUCGAAUGCAAUUCCAUUUA
Molecule: messenger RNA, 3216 nt
Organism: Folsomia candida
Lineage: Eukaryota; Metazoa; Arthropoda; Collembola; Entomobryomorpha; Isotomidae
Product: pancreatic triacylglycerol lipase
Exons: 9
Coding region: 1944-3107 (387 amino acids)
Molecular function (GO): lipase activity
Source: RefSeq, a predicted model, not a curated record